Molecule: messenger RNA, 2394 nt
Organism: Sorex araneus (European shrew)
Lineage: Eukaryota; Metazoa; Chordata; Mammalia; Eulipotyphla; Soricidae
Product: zinc finger and SCAN domain-containing protein 18
Exons: 6
Coding region: 319-1662 (447 amino acids)
Source: RefSeq, a predicted model, not a curated record
UGGGGUCGCGGGUAGCGUCCGGUGCACAAGACGGGUCAGUUGUCCGCCAUCGCGCCGAGCCCAAGGCUGAAACGAGGUUGACGUAGUGUUGUGCAGACUGAGCUUCCAGCCAUCACGCUGUGAGCUGCGCCAGCAUCUUCUUUUGACGUUCGGGGAGGAGCAGAGGAAGAGAAAUCCCUGGAGUGGGAAGAGGCCUGGACUCUGACUGACAUUUUGUCCUCUACUUUCUCAAAACUGCAGUUCAGUGAACUCAUCCUUGACAAUUCACAUCCUGCCACUGGCUAGGGGCAGUCACAUUUCCUGCUGCAAUUUGGAAAGAUGCUGCCUCUGGAGAAAAUAUCUGCUCCCCGGAGUAUCCCCACUCCCCUGGAACUGUGCACACUGGGUUUGGCCGAUGAGGACCCGCAGGCGGAUUCUGAGACUGUCCCGGGGAGGACUGCUGCAGAUGUCGAGUUUUCUCGUCUGCACUUCAGAAACUUUACCUACCCAGAGGCAGCUGGGCCCUUCCAGGCCCUGGAUCAGCUUUGGGUGCUGUGCUGCCACUGGCUGCAGCCAGACACAUACUCCAAGGAACAGCUGCUGGAGCAGCUGGUGCUAGAGCAGUUCCUGAGUGUUCUGCCCAACCACAUCCGGCCAUGGGUGGUGGCGCAGCAUCCUGAGAGCUGCAGGAAGGCAGCCUCCCUGGUGGAUGACUUCAUCAAGUCCCUGGAAGAGCCAGCCCGUCCCACACCAGGCAUCGCCGAGCUUCCAGAGCAGGGACACGUCGGGGAACAGAUGAGAGAGGCGAGGCCCACAGCUGCUGAGCCAAAGUUGCAGAAGCUAAAGUUUGCAGAGGUGCCUCUGUGCGAGGAGGAGUGGGGCCAUCUGGACCCGGCGGUGGAGAACCUAAAGACCUACAGGAAGCUGCUCCUAUGGGGGUAUCAGCUUGCACAGCCUGAUGUUGCCUGUAGGCAGGAGACAGAGGAACUUCGGCUGGUUGAAAGGGAACCCGGAGAGGGUGGCUGCUCAGGUGUUAGGUGGUGCCAGGAAGACAAAGAUGGCUCCUUGCGUGAGACGAUCAUGGAGAGUCUCACACACGAAAUUCUCAGUUACCCCUUUAUGGGUACUGCUCUGAAAAAGGAUGAGCCACUUCAGAAAGUUCUGGAUCCCCAGGAACAGGAAGCAAGGUCUGUCACCAUAGUCCAAAGGCAGUCGGUCAUCCAGCAGCCGGGCCAGGGCAGGGGCAGCACUUCGCAGAGUCUUCCUUUGCCUGUGGUAUCAGACACCCAACUCCCAGGUCUUGGAAGAAAGCGGCCCUACCCCAAGGAUGCGGCUGGGCCAACUCCCGAGUGUGGCUCUGCUGUGAGUGACUACAAGCAGCGCCGUGGGGAGCAGGAAGCAGCCACGGAGACAGAACCAUUCUCAGAGAAGCCUUACGUCUGCGUCGAGUGUGGGGUGGCCUUUGCGUGGAUCUCCCAUUUCACCGAUCAUCUCAUGAGCCAUAGUGGUAGGAAGAUCUAUGCCUGCCAGGAGUGCUGGAAAACCUUCCACUUCAGCCUGGCCCUGGCUGAACACCAGAAGAUUCAUGAAAAGGAGAAGGGGUACGUGCUGGGGAGGGCCCGGGGCUGUUUUCCUGCCACGUUCGGAGCCCUUGCCAGUAGAAGGGUCAGCCAUAAUGUGUGAAAGGGAGCGUUUCCCCCGUGCCAUCCUAGACACAGAGAUGAACCACUUUGCCUCUUGAGCAGGACAGCAUGUCUGGCUGGGAUUCCCGGAGACCUCUCAGAGUCCUCGUACUAGGGUGACUCCCUUUAGUGUCCAUGUGGAUGUUAGUGACCUUAUUUCUGUAGGCACUAGUGUGACUCACAGUGCCCAGAAAAAGCUUUUGUGGCUUUCCUCUUGUGAAUGCACCCCCAUGGGUGCACACGUGGCCUCAGGUGUGAUCAGCGACACCCAGACACUGGAAUAUUCGUGGUCUUGUCAGGUGGACUAUGUGUCCUGCAGCUUUCUUUUUAUCCACUGUUUGCACUCCCCGGGCUAGUCUAGUGAACAUCCUACCGCUUUUUGGCCUUUUCAAAAGUAUGUGAUGCCACUUUGGAAUUCUCAAUAGCAAACUGCUUCCUAGUUUAACUCACAUGUCUUAAUGUAUAUGGAGUAGCUUAAAAUGAUCACAAAAAAUGCCUGGAGCCCAGUAAAUCAAUGCUUUCAAACUAUGUAUCACAGCCCAUUAAUGAACUAUGAAAUCAAAUCAUUGGGUGACACCGGCAUUACAGGUAAUGAAGUAGAAUAAAAUGACUCAAAAUAUGGUAAAAUAGAUGCUAUUUUAUGAAACCUUUCAGCCACAUAAGUGGUUGUAAUGUAAAUUGUCUUAAUGGAGUAGAAGAUGGUUAUUGUAAUUAAAAUGGGUUGAAAACACGA